Messenger RNA from Linepithema humile (Argentine ant), 818 nucleotides. It is a transcript of the gene RpL10Ab, whose product is annotated as ribosomal protein L10Ab. Gene Ontology annotation, biological process: maturation of LSU-rRNA; translation. Lineage: Eukaryota; Metazoa; Arthropoda; Insecta; Hymenoptera; Formicidae. The record is from RefSeq and is a predicted model, not a curated record. Gene Ontology annotation, molecular function: structural constituent of ribosome; RNA binding. Gene Ontology annotation, cellular component: cytosolic large ribosomal subunit.
CACCGGUAACACAAGUUCCUGUGCUCUGCCAUGUUAUCUUCCAUUUUGGUUUUGGUCGUCGAGAAGGUUAGCCGUGUCAUCAUCGUCUACUGAAUAAGAUGACGUCCAAAGUUUCGCGUGAUACUCUAUACGAGUGCGUAAAUUCCGUGCUCCAGCAUUCGCAAGAGAAAAAAAGGAAGUUUCUGGAGACUAUAGAGCUUCAGAUCGGUUUGAAGAACUAUGAUCCACAGAAGGACAAACGUUUCUCAGGCACCGUCAAGUUGAAGAAUAUUCCCAGACCAAAAAUGCAAGUAUGUGUUCUUGGUGAUCAACAGCAUUGCGAUGAAGCUAAAGCCAAUAAUAUUCCAUACAUGGAUGCAGAAGCACUUAAGAAGCUUAAUAAGAAUAAGAAGCUUGUUAAGAAGCUUGCAAAGAAAUACGAUGCCUUCUUGGCUAGUGAAUCAUUGAUUAAGCAAAUUCCCCGUUUACUUGGUCCCGGUUUGAACAAAGCCGGUAAAUUCCCUGGGCUGUUAUCUCAUCAAGAAUCGAUGGUCGGCAAGAUUGACGAAGUCAAAGCUACCAUUAAAUUUCAAAUGAAGAAAGUUCUGUGCUUGUCGGUAGCCGUUGGACACGUCGACAUGACACCCGACGAGUUGGUACAAAAUGUACAUCUCUCAAUAAACUUUUUGGUUUCUCUGUUGAAAAAGCAUUGGCAAAACGUGCGUUCCCUUCACAUCAAAUCUACUAUGGGACCACCACAAAGAUUGUAUUAAGACAUUUGAUGCAAUAUGUUUCUAAAUGUAUAUUCAUAUAUUGCAAUAAAAGCCAAAUAAAAUUGA